AACGAUGGCAUACUAAUGUAUCUGGUAAUGAUCUUUCACGACGCCUCGCAACACGUCGACCUUGGCAUUUUACGCAAAAAAUCCGCAGCCAAGCACCUCUCUCAUGUCAUCAUGCUCAUUAUGAAUUCGGAUACAGUGACAGAGAGUUGGUUGCGKCGCACCUUCGCGAUCUUUUGGAAAAUUUGGUUUCUCAACAUUGUGAUCAUGUUCAGAAGAGACAGUGUACUGCAAAUCUACAGAUACAAUCCGUUCGCCGAUGAAUUUCUCAUACAUAUACAGCUGGAUAACCAGAAAUUGCCGAGCAAAGAUGAACUCUUUCCAACGAAAUUGCCGGAUAUGGGCGGCAGACCUUUACGCGUGUGCCUGUAUCACGAUGAGGUGCGCGCGAUUUUCGAAGAUGAGCGCGACGACCAACACGUUAUUGGAAGUGAUGCUCUGAUGUCGCAGUUCGUUGCGCAACGGUUGAACGCUACGCGUAUCAUACGCCGAGUUAGUAGGUACGGUAACUUCACACUAAAAGCAGAUAUUUGUUUCCAAGAAAUCGCAAAUGAAAUAGACGAUGUGGCGUUUAAUGUACGUUUUUUGGCAGCGCCAAGUUUCUCACAACAAGCCGAAUAUACGAUCGUUCACAGUCGGGAUAGUUUAUGCGCUUUGGUGCCGAAGGCGAAAAUMGCGACAACAUUUUGGAAUCUAUUUCGUUCGUUCACUAUUCCCGUUUGGCUGACGAUUUUGCUGUCGAUACCACUCGCSUAUACCUUUUGUAACAUGGUACACCUGCGCCUGAACCAAUCCGAAUUCGAUCUACUGCAACUAUAUGCCAUCACCUUAACAAUGCCAUUAACACGUAUACCCAGACGCACUUCGCUACGCAUUUUCCUAUUCUUCUGGCUGUUCUACGGUAUGCUAAUUUGCAAUACCUUUAAAGGCAAUCUCACAAGCAGCCUUGUUUUUCGCACAUAYCUUGAUGAUGUGAAUACCUUUAAGGAUUUGGCUGAGUCACCAUAUAAUUUGCUAGCAUAUAGCAGAUAUACGAAACAUUUGGAUAAUUUUCUGAAUGACAGUGAACCAAACGAAGCCAUUAUCAGACGUAAAGUAGUUGUUGUGCCGGACAAAGUACUUUUGACUGGCAUAAAAACGAAUAACCUCUCGUACGCCUAUGUUCAGAAGUAUCACUUUGCUGAAUUCUAUGCGAAUGCGCGCAUUCACUAUUCUCGCGGCAGACCCUUAUACCACGUGAUGUCCRCUUGCUUGGUACCGUUUCACGCUGUCUACAUCGUGCCAUAUGGGUCGCCUUAUUUGGGUUUCAUCAACAAGCUAAUACGCAGCUCGCACGAGUUCGGUUACGCUGAGCAYUGGAAAAGCCUCAUGAAUGCAGCCUUUAUAGAGUCGGGCAAGAAAAGUAUACGCGAUGUGCGGAAUGAUGACGAUCCAGUUGUGCUUAAAUUGGGACAUUUUCAGGCAGCUUUCGUUAUAUUAUGGGUUGGACUCACAAUAGCAUCAAUUGCAUUUGUGUGGGAAAUGUUGAAACAACCAAACUUUAAGCGGGUUCUUAGAAGUUUAUAUUAG
Molecule: messenger RNA, 1566 nt
Organism: Bactrocera latifrons
Lineage: Eukaryota; Metazoa; Arthropoda; Insecta; Diptera; Tephritidae
Gene: Ir85a
Exons: 1
Coding region: 16-1566 (516 amino acids)
Cellular component (GO): membrane
Molecular function (GO): ligand-gated monoatomic ion channel activity
Source: RefSeq, a predicted model, not a curated record